GGCUGGCCUGGCUCCCUCUCUCCGUCGCCGGGUGCUGAAGUUGGGCGGAUGGCAGCAAGCCGGAUCCUCUAGAGGACGGAGCAGCCCAGCCUCGCGCGCCCUCGGACCCCGGUGCGCUCACCCACAUCCCAGGCCACCCGGUAAGCCAGCUGGGUUCCCAAGUAGCUGAAAUGAGAAAAAGGCAGCAAUCCCAAAAUGAAGGAACACAGGCUGUGUCUCCAGCACCCGGAAACCAGAGGCCCAACAACACCUGCUGCUUCUGCUGGUGCUGCUGCUGUAGCUGCUCCUGCCUCACCGUCAGGAAUGAGGAGCGAGGAGACUCUGCGGGGAGACCCCCCCACACCACAAAAAUGGAGAACAUCCAGGUCCUAGAGGAAUGCCAAAACCCCACUGCAGACGAGGUCAUGUCCUGGUCUCAAAAUUUUGACAAGAUGAUGAAGGCUCCUGCAGGAAGAAACCUUUUCCGAGAGUUCCUCCGAACAGAAUACAGCGAGGAGAACCUCCUCUUCUGGCUAGCCUGCGAAGACUUAAAGAAAGAGCAGAACAAAAAAGUCGUUGAAGAGAAGGCCAGGAUUAUAUACGAAGACUACAUCUCUAUACUGUCGCCGAAGGAGGUCAGCCUGGAUUCUCGAGUUAGGGAGGUGAUCAACAGGAACCUGUUGGAUCCCAGCCCUCACAUGUACGAAGAUGCCCAGCUGCAAAUCUACACCCUGAUGCACAGGGAUUCUUUCCCACGAUUUUUGAACUCGCAAAUCUAUAAAACUUUUGUUGAAAGUACUGCCACCUCUUCUUCUGAAUCUUAAUUUUCGUUUGAAAGGCCAAAAAAAAAAAAAUCAUUUCAGAGGGCUGGGAUGGGAAAUAUUAGUAGUUAAAUGACACCAGAAGCUGAGUUCCUGGAGAACUCCAGGUUGGCACCCUCGGGAUGCUGGCAAGAGAGAACCGUGAAGGUCUUUCUCUCCGUUGUUAUCAAGGUUACCCAUGAUUCUGUUUGGAGAAAAGCCUAUGUAAGACAAUGAAUUGCCAAAUUAAGUCUGUUUGAUUCAACACUUGUUCUACUUGCAAGCAAACUGUGUUCCUAGUCCUCUGAACAGUCUCCUAGUGCAUCUCCAGAGGCCGCAUGUGCAAAGUACAGCAGCUUUGUUUGCCACUUAGUCGUACUAUUUAAUCUGUAGUGUACCUUAUAUAUGUAUUUCAGGACUUUCGUGCAAUAUGGUCUCUUAGAAACAAUUGCCAACAAAUUGGCUGUGGUUUGCAUUUUUUAAAGCAUAAUCUGAUACAAAAAAAAGCUAUUUUAAACUUGUAACUGUGAUAUUUAACCAUGCUACACACUAUGUUUAGUACAUGGACUUUGAAGCCAAUUUUUCUGUACAUGGAAAGAAAGUAGCUGUAUAUUUCUGCCUGUUGACGGAUCUGGUUCACUGCCCAAACUCUGGCAUGUUCAUUACAGAAGAAUUUGCUAUGUUUAAAAGAAAAGAAAACAGCAAGAAAAAAAAAAAAAAAACGAACAGUGAUAAGAAAAUUUUAAAAAGCACAAAACAAUCUGAAGAUAUCUCGCUGAAAAGAUCCAAGAGUGAUACUGGUUUUAGGUUUAAAAGAAGAAAUGAGUCUAUGUAUAUAUCAAAUGUGCAAUACUGUAAUUUAUUUAUUAAAGAAUGGCUCUCCAGUUCUGAAACAGUUGUGUAAAGUUAUGUAUGUCAGCAAGAAAACAACAGGAUGCUUGAUAUUCCAGUUUGGGGCUAUGAAGGAACAGAUUUAGUAGGGAACGCCUACAGGCAGCACUGUGAAAGGCGUCUUGAGGAACUGCGGCUGGCAUGUGGCAUAUUUGCCUGGGACAUCUAAUCCAGUUAAAAGCUUAAGUUUUUCCUAAGCAACAUUUCACAAGGGGUUAUGAAGAUGAAAACUUUGGAUGUCAGACCUUUACUGUUUUCAUGUAGUAUUUCAAGAAAGACUUAGUUUAACAUUGUUCAAAACAAACUAUUGACCCUCACCCACAAUUAGAAGGCAGGACAGUACUCAAAUCCUUUAGCUGUCAAUAUUAUUUUUUGUAAUUCCAUCAGCUCUUUACAUGGAAAUACUCACCUGACCUUGGCAUGUAUCUCUGACCUUCAGAUCAGUGUCAUAUUGUGCACAAAUCCAAAGUUACAAUCAAUGUCAUAUUUAUAUCAAGGUCUUAUCUUUCAAUAUCACUAUCCCCUGGAGACUAUUUUUUUAAAUCUUAAACUCAAUGAAUAUAAUGUUGAGUAAUCUAAAAAAUGGAAGAUUUAAAAAGAU
Molecule: messenger RNA, 2271 nt
Organism: Chionomys nivalis (European snow vole)
Lineage: Eukaryota; Metazoa; Chordata; Mammalia; Rodentia; Cricetidae
Gene: Rgs17
Product: regulator of G protein signaling 17
Exons: 5
Coding region: 171-803 (210 amino acids)
Source: RefSeq, a predicted model, not a curated record